AUGAAACCCGUCCAAGCCCUUCUCAACUCGUGUCCUCAGCUUCACUUCUUAACCUUUCUUCUUUUUUUCUUCUUCUGCAGCAGCAGCCCCAUCACACUCGCGGCCCCGCCUGUUCAUGAGACUCGCAACAACAACCCGUUAAAUAUUGAUUGGGAUCCCGCACCGUCACCCGAGGACGGACCACCUGCAUCUGCAAAUGCUCUGAGAGAUCCCGCAUAUCUCCCUUACCAAAUCGGCGCCAUCGUCGGAUCCUACGGAGUAUCAUUGGUGCUGGUCGCCUGUUUGUUGCUCGUACUAUCGAAAAGACGUCGCGAAGCCCUCACUGCUGGUGACGACGAGGUGAACUUUGAAGUCGGUAUCGAAGACCUGCUCUACGAGGCGUCGUCACCCCCGAAGCUUACCCUCGAGGUGCCGAGCUCGCCCAGGAGCAUACUCAGGAGUCACGUUCGCGACUUCUCGUAUCCCGGUGUCGAGGAGUACCAGACGCUAGAAUACCAAACUCCCCAGACUCCCUACAUCGCCCCAACAUCAACGUCAACACUUCAAGCGCCCGGAGUAGACUUUACCGUUGAUCAGAGAAUUGUCGCCAAAGACAAGGAAAUGGCGCAAACGCAACUUGAGGAGAUGUACAAGUACGUGAUGGAGCAGGAGGAGGCUAAGCUGCAGGGCAUUAAGCUGGAGGGGUCGCCGGUACUUACAGCCAACGCUCAGCUUCCGACACCGACAAACGCCAGUUUCAGCAAGUCGUCAUUGAGGAAGGAAAAGCACAAGCCAGGCAACUUGAAUCUGGCAGAGGAAAAGCCAGAGAAGAAGCAGUCAAGAGCGUCCUCCAUCUUCUCGGCCCUGCGGUCGCCCAAGAAGAACAAGGAUGUUCGGGGUAUCAGCAUUUCGUCGCCCAUCAUGACACCCAUGACGGGAACUUUCCCGAGACCGGAGGCUCAAGAGAUGAAUGCCAUUCCGCCGCGGCAGUACGCGCCACCCCCGCCUCCACCGGUCCCCAUGAGCCAGAUGCCGUACGGGGUGUACCAGCAAAACGGCCAGGUAUCACCUGUCAGCCCGGACCACUCGCCGGAGAGCACCCAGAGCAUCGACGAGCGGAUCGGGGGUCAGAUCCCCAUCGGACACACCCGCAAGCCGUCGGCAGCGCCAUCUGAAAUGGAUCCCAACUCGGCGGUCUCGGAGAGAUCGACCGCGCCGCUCAUCGGUCUCCCGCAAUCCCCGAAGCCGGGUGCCCGGUUCAGCUCCACACUGCCUUCGUCCCCGAAACCGGGGUCUUCAUUCCAGAUCCCCGCCUCCCCCAAUCCAGGGGCCGGGUUCCGAUCUAAGGCCCCGUCGGCGGUCCGUACUGGUGGAUCCCUGCCUCUCCGCGCAUACGAACCUGCGCUCAGCUCGCCAUCGCUGUCAUCGCAGACCACCAAGCAGACCGUGUUCACGCGCACGGGACCUCUGUCGCCUUCGGGAGCCCGCACGCCGGCAACCGGCAUGGCGGUGCCGUACUCGCCUUAUCAGCCUUUCACACCCUGCGUGCCCAUGACUCCGUCACUUGUUACUAAAGCUGACCGGAAGAGGAUGAAGAAGCUGGAGCCCAAGACGCCGACGUUGGAGAUGGUCAGAAGCGACGAUGACAUAUGGUAA
Colletotrichum orchidophilum is the source of this 1635-nucleotide messenger RNA. RefSeq lists its product as uncharacterized. Bases 1 to 1635 code for a protein of 544 amino acids. The record is from RefSeq and is a predicted model, not a curated record. Lineage: Eukaryota; Fungi; Ascomycota; Sordariomycetes; Glomerellales; Glomerellaceae. The transcript has a single exon.